Egretta garzetta (little egret) is the source of this 879-nucleotide messenger RNA. RefSeq names its product F-box and leucine rich repeat protein 12 (gene FBXL12). Gene Ontology annotation, molecular function: protein binding. Gene Ontology annotation, cellular component: SCF ubiquitin ligase complex. Lineage: Eukaryota; Metazoa; Chordata; Aves; Pelecaniformes; Ardeidae. The transcript has a single exon. The record is from RefSeq and is a predicted model, not a curated record. The annotation marks the transcript as partial. Gene Ontology annotation, biological process: SCF-dependent proteasomal ubiquitin-dependent protein catabolic process.
GCCCUGCCCCAGCUGCAGCACCUCAUCAUCCACAACGUCCCUGCCUUUUCCGAUCGCCAUUUAUUGAACAUCUCCUCUCGGAGCCGCCUGAAGACGCUGAGCCUUUCUGGCACCUACCGCCUAACGGAUGUGGGGAUUCAGAAAGCGGCUCCGCACUUGGAGGAGCUGGAGAGCCUGGUGCUGCGCUGCUGCGUCAUUGGCGACUCCGCCAUGGAUUUUGUCGGCCGCCACAUGAAACAUCUCCGCUUCCUGGAGAUCAGUAACGCUUGCUCCCUGACGAACGCGGGCCUGGCUGCUUUAGCAACCCUGCGGUGUCUGGAGACGCUGUGCCUUGACUUCUGCCACAAGAUUUCCCCCGGUGCCGUCGUUGCUUUGUGCCAAGCCUUGCCCCAGCUGAGGAACCUCAAAUUAGGGGGCGCUCGCUUUGAAGACGAAGUGAUUGACAAAAUUCAGGCGAGUUUGCCCCGCUGUAGCUUUUCGCAUACUCCCUGACACGCAGCCUGGAGCAGCGGGGCUUUUCUCAUCCGUUGCUGCGCCUCAAGUGCUCCUUUUUGGGUAAAGUCUCCUUUCCAGGGAGCUGCUGUACGUAUUUUUGGGACAGGAUUUUUGUUGGGGCUAAACCGGUGAGUGUAUCCCAUAAAAUCAUCUGUCGGGAACUUGCUUUUGGUAGGAUCCCUCGCCUUUUCCCUGGAUCAGGGGAAUGGGAAAGCCAGGGGAGCGCCCAGCUGUUGGGGUUCGCUGACCAAAGACGGGUUGAGGUUACGAAUUUAACCCCUGCCUGCUCCUCUUCCCCCGCCGCUAAACAUCAGGCAGCGGCUUAACGAGCGCAGAAUUCACCGAGCAGAGCGAGGCGCCCUCCUACUGCUGCAAAAAAAACCC